GCCAUAUACCAUAUACCACCCACAUUCGUCCGACAUAGAUGGCAUGGUACAUCGGUACGAGGUUACUGCAAUAUCCAAUUAAUCUAUUUCGUUUUGUUUCUUUUCAAUGACGGAUCUGCAUGUUCCCCUUUAUCACUUGCAUGAAGCGCUGUUUGGAAAAUAGUUCUUGGCUCUCCAUUUAUUCGAUGAACUUCUCCUUAUCACCAACCUACGCCGCUCCCAGCUUUUCUAUUCAAAACAAAAAUCCCAUCGUAAACGAAAUUGGAUGAAAAGCAAGCGCGUCUAUGUGCCAAUAGGAAAAAUUGAAGCGAGCUAUUUGUUUCAUUAACAUCGGAUAUCGGUCGUAGAAAUCCGUAAAAAGUAUCACCUACACCGAUUGGUCGUCCUCCAAAACCGAUCGCAUAAACGACAGGCAUCAAUCUAUCCGAUCUUUGAACAAAUCUGCGGGGUUAAACUACUGUUCAUUUCCAAAAUUGAUUAAGGAUCUUGUUCAGUGGAGACAAAUUGGCAAUGUUACUCAAUAAUUCAAUACUAGUGGACUCGAAUAAAGUUAACCGACUCCUUUGGAAACAUGAAUAUUGAGCCUUGUCAUCUCCGUUGCCAUUUUAUCCACUUCGUCAAUCAUUGCGAUUAGUUCGCUUGGGAUUUUUUUGCUUGUCAAGUUCGAAAGUGGCCAUUCCUGUCAUCCCUUUUGGUAGAUUUCUUCUAUAGUGUUUUUACCUUGAUUGAACGUUCGGCGGUUGGCUAAGUGGCCAGAAUGGGUUAGAAAUUAUGUCGCUCAAUCUAAUUCCCUGGUCAAUUUCUAAGAACUUUAUUUUGAAUAAGGUAGAAUAGAUCCACUACUCAUCGACUCCUAUGCUUACCUUUCAAGAAUGAAGAAGUGUAUAUAAGGUGGUGAAGUACCUCGAUGUAUUAACUUUCUCAUCAUCACAGUCUUUGUACUUUUCUACAUUCUUUUAUUCUAGUCGCUCUUUCGCAACUCACAUUCCUUUUUUCCACUUUACAUUACUUCAAGAUGUAUUCCGCAGCUGUGCUUGCAACUUUCUCCUUCCUUCUCGGCGCCGGCGCUCAACAAGUUGGAACUUCAACCGCCGAAACUCACCCCGCCUUGACCGUUCAAAAAUGUGCCGCUGGUGGAACAUGUACCGAUGAAUCCGACAGCAUCGUUCUUGAUGCUAACUGGAGAUGGCUUCACUCCACCUCCGGAUCCACCAACUGUUACACCGGUAACACUUGGGAUACCACUCUUUGCCCAGAUGCCGCUACCUGUACCACCAACUGUGCCCUUGAUGGUGCCGAUUACGAGGGAACAUACGGUAUUACCACCAGUGGUGACUCCUUGAAGCUCAGCUUCGUCACCGGAAGCAACGUUGGUUCCCGUACCUACCUCAUGGACUCUGAGACUACCUACAAAGAGUUUGCUCUUUUGGGUAACGAGUUCACCUUCACCGUCGAUGUUUCCAAGCUUCCUUGCGGUCUUAACGGUGCUCUUUACUUCGUUCCUAUGGAUGCUGACGGAGGAAUGUCUAAAUACCCCACCAACAAAGCAGGUGCCAAAUACGGUACCGGUUACUGCGAUGCUCAAUGUCCUCAAGACAUGAAAUUCGUCAACGGUACUGCCAACGUUGAGGGAUGGGUCCCUGAUAGCAACAGUGCUAACUCUGGAACCGGUAACAUCGGAUCCUGCUGCUCCGAGUUCGAUGUCUGGGAAGCCAACUCCAUGUCCCAAGCUCUUACCCCUCACGUCUGCACUGUCGACUCCCAAACUGCUUGCACUGGUGAUGACUGUGCCUCAAACACUGGUGUCUGUGAUGGAGAUGGAUGUGAUUUCAACCCAUACAGAAUGGGUAACACCACUUUCUAUGGAAGUGGAAUGACCAUUGAUACCUCCAAGCCUUUCUCCGUCGUUACCCAAUUCAUCACUGAUGACGGAACUGAGACUGGUACCCUUACUGAGAUCAAGCGUUUCUACGUCCAAGAUGAUGUCGUCUAUGAACAACCAAGCUCUGACAUCUCUGGUGUUUCCGGUAACUCCAUCACUGACGACUUCUGUGCUGCUCAAAAGACUGCUUUCGGUGACACCGAUUACUUCACCCAAAACGGUGGUAUGGCUGCUAUGGGUAAGAAGAUGGCUGAUGGUAUGGUUCUUGUUCUCUCCAUCUGGGAUGAUUACAACGUAAACAUGCUCUGGCUCGACUCUGACUACCCAACCACCAAGGAUGCCUCUACUCCAGGUGUUUCCCGUGGAUCUUGCGCCACUGAUUCUGGUGUUCCAGCUACCGUUGAGGCUGCUUCCGGAUCUGCUUAUGUUACUUUCUCCAGCAUCAAGUACGGACCAAUCGGAUCUACCUUCAACGCCCCAGCCGAUAGCUCUUCUUCCGUUAGCGCUAGCUCAAGCCCAGCUCCUAUUGCUUCAAGCUCAAGCUCUGCUUCAAUUGCUCCAGUGUCAUCUGUUGUCGCCGCUAUUGUUUCUAGUUCCGCUCAAGCAAUUUCUAGCGCCGCCCCAGUUGUUUCUAGCUCUGCUCAAGCAAUUUCUAGUGCCGCACCAGUCGUUUCCUCUGUCGUCUCUUCUGCCGCCCCAGUUGCCACUUCCUCCACCAAGUCCAAGUGCAGCAAGGUUAGCAGCACUCUCAAGACCUCUGUUGCUGCCCCAGCCACUAGCGCUACUUCCGCCGCUGUUGUUGCUACUAGUUCCGCUGCUUCUUCAACUGGUUCCGUUCCUUUGUACGGUAACUGCACUGGUGGAAAGACCUGCUCUGAGGGUACCUGUGUCGUUCAAAACGACUACUACUCUCAAUGUGUUGCUUCUUCUUAAGAAGUUGCAAUACUUAGAGUAUAGAUGGUUGUAGAUAUUGUUCACUUUUUGGGCAAUAGUCUGGGAAAAUAGUUUUAAGUUCAGAUUUUGUAUAUAUUAGCCAUUGGCGUGGUAUAUAGUUUUUUGGUUGGUUGAAGAUUCAUCUUUAGAGAUGUAGGAAAAUUAGAAAUAUAAGACAUGUGUUUUCA
Molecule: messenger RNA, 3003 nt
Organism: Botrytis cinerea B05.10
Lineage: Eukaryota; Fungi; Ascomycota; Leotiomycetes; Helotiales; Sclerotiniaceae
Exons: 2
Coding region: 1016-2815 (599 amino acids)
Biological process (GO): carbohydrate metabolic process
Cellular component (GO): extracellular region
Molecular function (GO): hydrolase activity, hydrolyzing O-glycosyl compounds; cellulose binding
Source: RefSeq, a predicted model, not a curated record